ACCACCACCCUUGACUUCGUAAAACCAAAUCCAAAACAAGUCGUAAAAAAACAACUGGCAUUGCCCAAGACCGCGUUUCCUACGUUCACCGGAAGCCCUUAAAAAGAAUGCCCAGCCUUCAACUUAUUGUCAUCUGCUUAUCUUUUGCCUGAAUUCGCAUCUCCCUCAACAAAAUCAAAUCUCUCUGUGUCCAAGAAUCCAAGAAAAGACCCGUCGAUUUGGAAUUUCUCUCCGUUUUUUUUCCAACAAUGUGUCCUCUGAGGUUCAUCCUGGUCUUCUUCUCGGCGGUUUUGGCCGGGUAUUUCGCAUGGAGGGCCGUUCGUUCCUCGCCAGAAACAGAUAUCAUGGGCUCAGACGCGACGACAGCGGAGAAAAUCUCAUCAAAGGACAAACAAGAAUUUCAUUUGAAACAGAUGAUUCUAAAUGGCUUCUGGGGAUUUGUCGACAUGGCCAGCGGGAGGUACUUGUGGAGGAAUCUUAGAGAUAUGAAGAGAGACGAAAGAGUCAAGAGCUGCUAAAUUUACAUGACAGAAAGAACACGAAUCUGAGCCGUAAGAAAUCAAUCAGAUGAAAUGUGGGGUUCUCUCUGUUAUCUUUUCUCACCCUCCUGUUAAAGGAUAUGGGAUUGUAUUUACUAAGGAUAAUAGGAUGUAGAAUUGUUGACUUCAUUGAGAUUUCUCUUCAAUAAAGGGAAUCACAAACGGUGUUUUUCAUC
Messenger RNA from Rhododendron vialii, 715 nucleotides. RefSeq lists its product as uncharacterized. The coding region runs from base 249 to 518 and encodes 89 amino acids. The transcript is spliced from 2 exons. NCBI's taxonomy places the organism in Eukaryota, Viridiplantae, Streptophyta, Magnoliopsida, Ericales, Ericaceae. The record is from RefSeq and is a predicted model, not a curated record.